Molecule: messenger RNA, 1311 nt
Organism: Colias croceus (clouded yellow)
Lineage: Eukaryota; Metazoa; Arthropoda; Insecta; Lepidoptera; Pieridae
Product: TATA-box-binding protein-like
Exons: 6
Coding region: 361-1170 (269 amino acids)
Biological process (GO): DNA-templated transcription initiation
Molecular function (GO): DNA binding; RNA polymerase II general transcription initiation factor activity
Source: RefSeq, a predicted model, not a curated record
UGAGGUUUGACGUUUGCAAUUGUUUGCAAUGUUGUGGAAAGUGAUUUUUUGGAAAUAAUUAUUGUUAUAAUGUGCAAAGCCUUCAUAUAUAUGUAUUGAUAGUUUAUUUGAAAUUAUAACUUAUUUCUGAUACAAUUAAAAUAAUAAAUAUUAUUUAUUCCAAGUUUUUUUAUGAAUUAACUAGAAUGAUUUAAUUUUUUUCGUAUUUGGUUGUGUAAAUAAACUAGUUCAAUAAAAGUUGUAUGAAAAAAUAAAAAUAUUGAAAUAUGGAUACAACUACUUCAAUUAAUUCGUCACUUACUGGUCCGUAUUUUUACAUUUUUUUUUUUAAUUUUGGCUAAGGAGACAACUUCUAAAGCAAUGGAUACCACAGUAACAAUGGACUCAACUCAAGAAAGUAAAGGUCAGUGCAAUAAAACUGAUACUGAUAGUAAUAUGAAGAGUAGUCACUUAACAACUCCAAACUACAAAAGUGACGAUGCUGCAUCAGGAAGCCAGACUUCAUCUCAAACAAGAAUUGUAGGUGAAGUAGCCUUGACACCUACUAAUAGGUCUUUUACACCACAAAUAGUCAACCCACAUUCAUCAAUGACUGCGAUUACCCCUAUGGCAAGUGCUGCAAGUCAAGUUAAAAGUAGUGUUAAAUUACAGAAUUGUGUUUCUACAGUUAGUUUGGGAUGUGAACUAAAUUUAUUGGACAUUUACUGUAGAACAAGAUAUUCAGAAUAUAAUCCAGCAAGAUUUCAUGGAGUUGUAAUGAAAAUAUUGGAGCCUAGAGCUACAGCAUUAGUUUUUAGGUCAGGAAAAAUAGUAUGUACAGGUGCAAGAAAUGAGCAUGAUGCAUAUAUAUCUGCUAGAAAGUUUGCAAGAAUUAUACAGAAGUUAGGAUUUCCAGCAAAAUUUUUAAAUUACAAAGUACAAAAUUUCAUCGCUACUGCUGACUUAAGAUUUCCAAUAAGGUUAGAGGCACUGCAACAAGCACAUGGACAAUUUGCGUCAUACGAACCAGAACUAUUUCCUGGCCUUGUAUAUAGGAUGGUACGGCCAAGAGUGGUUCUCCUUAUAUUUGUUAAUGGAAAAAUGGUUAUAACAGGUGGCAAAUCUCGAGGUGAAAUAAAUGAAUCUUUAGACAUCAUAUAUCCAAUUUUAAGAAGUUACAGAAAGAAUUAAUAAAAUUGGGACAUGAAAAACAAGAAAAGAACAGUAACACAUAUGAUUAAUUCCAGGGAUCCUUGCUAUAAGAUGUUGUUUAUAGCCAUAGGUCAUAAUAUUCAUUUUAAUACUGAUUAUAAUAAAUUAUUAUUUUUUUAA